AACUGUCUUCUCCUGUCGCGAGAACCGCCCCUUCCGACCAGCCUCCCAGCGACGCCCUUGCCGCCAUGUUGCUUGUGGGCAGGCGCCAGAAGCUGACAAUUGGCGAACCUGGCGCCGGCUCCAGCGUUCGGGGGAGACCAGUCUCCGCAACCACCCGGGCCCCUGCCAGGUGGUCUGCGGCCCAGCGUCCAUGACCAAGCCCCACGAGUGAUCGGCCUGCCUUCGGGUUCACCCGCGGAAGGAGCGUCGGGUCCUGUCCACCCGCAAAGCCAGGCCGUGCAGCUCGCUUGGGGGGAAAGGAACGAUGCCACUCUUCUUCCGGAAGCGGAAACCCAGCGAGGAGGCUCGGAAACGCCUGGAGUACCAGAUGUGCCUGGCAAAAGAAGCUGGGGCAGAUGACAUUCUCGACAUCUCUAACUGUGAGCUCUCCGAGAUUCCAUUUGGGGCUUUUGCAACGUGCAAAGUUCUACAGAAGAAGGUGUUGAUUGUCCACACCAAUCAGCUCACUUCCUUGCUUCCGAAAUCCUGCAGCCUCCUAAGUCUGAUAACCAUCAAGGUUCUGGAUCUUCAUGAGAACCAGCUGACAGCCCUUCCCGAGGAUCUAGGGCAGCUGACGGCCCUCCAGGUAUUGAACCUGGAAAAGAAUCAAUUGACAUAUCUCCCACGUUCCAUUGGGAACCUGACCCAGCUCCAGACCCUCAAUGUGAAAGACAACAAGCUGAAGGAGCUGCCGGACACCGUGGGGGAACUGCGGAGCCUGCGCACCCUUGACAUCCGUGACAAUGAGCUGCGGAGGCUGCCGCAGAUGCUGGCACACGCGCGGACCCUGGAGACCCUAAGCCUGGAUGCCUCGUCUAUGGUCUUCCCGCCGCUGGAGGUGUGUGGCGCAGGCACGGAGGCCAUCCAGCAGUUCCUCUGCAAAGAGUCGGGGCUGGAAUACUACCCCCCUUCUCAGUACCUGCUGCCGGUCCUGGAGCAAGAAGGAGCCCAGAGCUGCCAGGACAGCCCUGACGGGCCCUCGGACAGGCUCUCCAGGGAGGAGGCAGAGUGGCAGAAUAGGUUCUCGGACUAUGAGAAGAGGAAGGAACAGAAGAUGCUGGAGAAACUGGAGUUUGAGCGGCGCCUGGAGCUGGGGCAGCGGGAGCACGCCCAGCUCCUCCAGCAGAGCCACAGUCAGAAGGACGAGAUCCUCCAGUCCGUCAGGAAGGAGCAGUCCCGGCUGGACCACGGCCUCAGUGAGCACCAGCGCUACCUCGAUGCAGAGCGUCAGCGGCUGCAGGAGCAGCUGAAGCAGACGGAGCAGAACAUCUCCAAACGGAUCCAGAAGCUUCUGGAGGACAAUCAGAGACAAAGGAAAAAUUCAGAGCUUUUGAAGUCACUGGAAAAUGACAGAAUAAGAAUGGAACAGUUGAUGACCAUAACCCAGGAGGAGACAGAGAACCUGCGAAGACGUGAGAUUGCCUCCGCCAUGCAGCAGAUGCUGACCGAGAGCUGUAAGAACCGCUUCCUGCAGAUGACCUACGAGACUCAGAGGCAGAACUUGGUCCAGCAGGCCUGUUCCAGCAUGGCUGCAAUGGAUGAGCGGUUCCAGCAGAUUCUGUCAUGGCAGCAGAUGGAUCAGAACAAAGCCAUCAGCCAGAUCCUGCAGGAGAGCGCCAUGCAGAAGGCUGCGUUUGAGGCUCUCCAGGUGAAGAAGGACCUGAUGCACCGGCAGAUCAGGAACCAGAUUAAGUUAAUAGAAACUGAGUUAUUGCAGCUGACACAGCUGGAGUUAAAGAGGAAAUCCCUGGACACAGAGGCACUACAGGAGAUGGUCGCAGAGCAGCGCUGGGCCCUCAGCUCCCUGCUCCAGCAGCUGCUCAAAGAGAAGACGCAGCGCGAGGAGGAGCUCCGGGCGAUCCUGACGGAGUUAGAAGCCAAAAGUGAAACCAAGCAGGAGAAUUACUGGCUGAUUCAGUACCAACGGCUGUUGAACCAGAAGCCCUUGUCCCUGAAGCUGCAGGAGGAGGGCAUGGAGCGCCCGCUGGCGGCCCUGCUGGUGGAGCUGUCCGCCGAGCACUAUCUGCCCAUCUUUGCCCAUCACCGCAUCUCGCUGGACAUGCUGAGCCGGAUGAGCCUGGAGGACCUGGCCAAGGUGGGAGUCUCAGAAGCUGGCCUGCAGCACGAGAUCCUGCGGAAAGCCCGGGAGCUGCUGGAUGCGGCCAGGAUCCAGCCAGAGCUGCUGAAACCACCCCCGGCGGAGGCCCUCGGGGCCCCGGAGCCCACGGCCCCUGAGGAGCCUCCUGAGUCCUCGAAGCCCUCGGCGCCGCCCGCGGAGCUGGAGGUGCAGGCCUCGGAGUGUGUGGUGUGCCUGGAGCGGGAGGCCCAGAUGAUCUUCCUCAACUGCGGCCACGUCUGCUGCUGCCUGCAGUGCUGCCAGCCGCUGCGCACCUGCCCGCUGUGCCGCCAGGAGAUCGCCCAGCGCCUCCGGAUCUACCACAGCAGCUGAGCGCCCGCCUGGCCCCCGGCCCUCCGGCCCACGGCCACACCUGCAGGCCCAGGGCUCCAGCUCACCCUGCUCUCCCCAGACCAGUAAGGGCUCUCUGUCCUGGGCCCCACCCUACAGCCCAGGAGGGCGCCCCCUCCCUUGAUCUCCAAGCAGCUGGCCGGCUGGGCAGAAACGAGCGUUCCUAGCUGAUGACCUGGACACUGUGGAAGAGGGGAGCACUCUGGGACUGGGGAGGGUGUGGAGGGCAGCGGUGGCACCCUCUGAGCACGGGACUGAGUGUCCUGGCCUGUGUGCUCCACCCUCCCCAGCCGACUCCGGCAGGCACCGCCCCUCCAGGAGCCUCGGUGUUGUCAGGGGAGCGCAGACAGUGCUGCCCCAUGCCCAGGGGGUGGGAGCCAGGGGGCCCUGAUGGGGGGAGGAGAGGCCACAGGCCGCCACAGGCUGUCCGAUCGGCGGGAACGUGGUCAGUGCGGGCCUGUGCCUCAGGCGACGUCAGCCCCUGCUUGCCUCCUCACUGCUCUCCAGACCUGCACCACCUCUCUCAGUGCGGCCCAAGGGCAGGCGAUGCGCUUUGCAGACCCGAAGCAGGACUGCCAAUAAACCCACUCCCAGCCCGC
Molecule: messenger RNA, 3105 nt
Organism: Pipistrellus kuhlii (Kuhl's pipistrelle)
Lineage: Eukaryota; Metazoa; Chordata; Mammalia; Chiroptera; Vespertilionidae
Gene: LRSAM1
Product: leucine rich repeat and sterile alpha motif containing 1
Exons: 26
Coding region: 305-2488 (727 amino acids)
Molecular function (GO): protein binding
Source: RefSeq, a predicted model, not a curated record